Fusarium coffeatum is the source of this 477-nucleotide messenger RNA. RefSeq lists its product as uncharacterized. The record is from RefSeq and is a predicted model, not a curated record. The transcript is spliced from 3 exons. The coding region runs from base 1 to 477 and encodes 158 amino acids. NCBI's taxonomy places the organism in Eukaryota, Fungi, Ascomycota, Sordariomycetes, Hypocreales, Nectriaceae.
AUGCGAAAAGGACUUCUCAGCGUCACUGCCUUCGUCUGCUUAUCCUAUGCGGUCAUACUUUUGGAUGAUACAUUCUUUUGCGGCAAGGACGUUUCUGUCCAAUGGAACCAGCAGGAAGGUGCUUGCAGUGUCUUCUAUGCACUCGAGCCAUUCAUUCUCAACUUUACGCUGGAUUUAACAUGCUAUAUUGCUAUCUACACUUUAUCCUUGAUUCUGAUACUGAAGGGUCUGAUUCGCUACUCGACUGUUGUCGGAAUUACACUUGCGCUUGGCGCUUUAACUAUAAUUGUCAUUGUAGUACGAUUCAUCACUCUCAAGGUCGGCACUGGGCAGGAGAAUCUUGUUUACCCUCUCAGCAUGUUAGAAAUGUCCCUUGCAAUCACCGUUGCAGCUCUCCCUGGAUUGAAGCCACUUCUGCGCUCAGAGUUUACAGAGGAAACAGUUGUUGACGUGGUCCGAACAGAACGAAAGUGUUGA